This is a messenger RNA of Xenopus laevis (African clawed frog), 2020 nucleotides long. It is a transcript of the gene tp53inp2.S, whose product is annotated as tumor protein p53 inducible nuclear protein 2 S homeolog. Lineage: Eukaryota; Metazoa; Chordata; Amphibia; Anura; Pipidae. Bases 386 to 1063 code for a protein of 225 amino acids. Gene Ontology annotation, biological process: positive regulation of DNA-templated transcription; autophagosome assembly. The record is from RefSeq and is a predicted model, not a curated record. Gene Ontology annotation, cellular component: cytosol; nucleus; nuclear body. The transcript is spliced from 5 exons.
CAGAGAGAGCGAGGUGGGGCUGGCUGUUGUGAUGCAACUGUCAGCUGUUGCAACUGUUCUACCAAUUGAGCAAUGAGAGGAGCCGGCAGAGCUUGCUCUGUAUACAGUGCUGUACCUACCUCAGGCUAGGCUUCUGUGUUCUGACUUGGAUCUGCUGCAGAGGAAGAUUCCCGAGGCGCGUCCCCAAUAUGCAAAUGGAUAAUCCCUCUCUAGUAAAUACACCGAGGCUGAGUGGAGGGCUAUUUUCAACCAAGUCAUAUAGAAGCCUGAUGUUUACAUAUCGCUCUGCCGGCCUCUGCUGACCCCCUCCAGGCCUCACACCACUCUCUUGUUUACAGCGCUUUAAUUUCCGCACUCCUAGGAAUCCCCAAAGGACUCUCCAAUCAUGUUCCAGCGUUUAACAAGGCUCUUUUUCAGCGAUGUACCUUCCAGCAAUACCAAUGAGCCCAAGCCUAUCAUCUCUGAGGAAGAGGAUGAUGGCUGGCUCAUCAUCGAUAUCCCAGAGAGCUAUGACUUAAACUCAAGCGGGGAAGAUGUGGCACAGGAGCGGGAGUAUAAUACCACCCCUAGCCCUAUGCCCCACUCCCUGGCUGAGAGGAUUGGCUGGUCCAUCCCACCCCACCCUUCCCAGUCUAUGGAUGAGAGCUGGUUCGUUACCCCUCCCCCCUGUUUCACUGCAGAGGCACUUGGGCAGAACGAGUUGGGGACCAGUCCUCUUGAAGACCUUCUAAUUGAGCACCCCAGCAUGUCCGUCUAUAUCACCAAUGGGAGCAUCGUGGUGGAAGAGGACACACGUGAAGCACCCAGAGACAGGUCCCCAUCUAAAACAAGAGUGGAACGUCGCACCCCUCAUCAUGCCACCUCCAACUCUGCCAAAGCUGCUAUCCUGGGUAAAGUAGGCCAGGCCUCCCGGAUCCAACGUGCCAAGGCUCUUGUGGACAGACGCAAGAUGAGCCGAAAGAACUUGCAGCGACAAAACCUGGCACAGGAGAUUCAAGGGCGCUCUGUGACACGACACCGCAACUUUCUGUGCCAACCCAGACAGCGCCAGUGCAACCACUGAUCCUUCCCAACAGCUGUUUACAUAAAAGUGGGCAUUAUCUCUACCUAUAUUCUUCUUCUCCUGUCUAUUGGGUUGGCAUCAACCUCUCUGGCUUCUACUACCCUCAUCUUUCAAGAUCAAAGAAAAUUCAUCGCCCUCCAAUUCUUUGGUAAUAAACACACCCAGCACAGAUGGAAUGCUAAAAGUCCCUUGAGGUCCUGGCAAAGAUGCAGAGACUUUACCACUCAAUAAAGACCUCUGAGCCCUUAGAAAGUUUCUAUAGCUUCCAGACUGCCUUUGAAGUCAGCAUUGUAUAAUACCUUGUAGCCUGCUCAUCUAAAAAUCAGUCACCCCCCCCCAUCCUUUCCAGUUAUCCGUACACUUUAUCAGCUGAAGGUCAGAGCUAGGACAGAGUUUGUUUUUUUAAUAUAAUUGUUUUUAAAAUGGGGUUGGUUAGUUGUAUUGUGGGAAGCCACCCAUGCAAAGUAAGUAUUCUAAUUGUUACCAGGAAAAAGGUGCUAUGUACAUAUUAAGAGCUCACCACUGAACAAAACAGAGGUCAUUUUCCUCCAAAAAUUCCCCUCUAAAUUCCAGUAACCUACCAGAUGUAAUGGGUAAACAAAACGGCCACACUAAUGGCAACCAAGUUUGUGGUUCAGGUUGCAGGUUGAAGAGAGCAGGCGGAAGUAGUAUAAAGGGUUAAUAGCUAGGAGGGAAUGGAAUUCUGGGAAGAGAGGUAUUUCAUAGGGUGUGGGGUUUUCAAUCAGUGAUGUAAUUGGGAAUCAGAGUAACAUGACUGCCAGGGUUGCUGUAACUAUUUCGACAUUGAUUUUAGAGGGCGAGGAAAUCCACCCAUUCCACCGCAACUCCUCGUUAAUUUUAUUUUGGCCAUUCCACCAUCUUUUCUGCACUUGUACAGUGGAAUCCGUUGUACCUUUUCUACUGAAUAUUAAAUGGAAGGUACAUCCUUGUUUUAAA